AUGAGCACUGACUGGCUGUCCGCGUUUGGCACCGGGGGCUUCCCCGACGAGCCCUCGCUGAUGGAGGAGCUUGACAUCAACCUGCCUCACGUAUGGGACAAGUCGCUUGCCGUCCUGAACCCUUUCCACAAGUUCUCGCCGGACCACCCGAAGGACGCGCAUAUGAUGGACGACACGGACCUUGCGGGUCCGCUGCUCUUUUGCUUUGUGUUUGGAAUGCUGCUGCUGCUGGCCGGCAAGUCGCAGUUUGGAUACGUGUACGGUGUGGGCCUGAUGGGUGUCGUGUCGGUCUACCUCCUUCUGAACCUCAUGUCGGAAGGCGGUAUCGAUGCAUCGCGCGUCACGAGCGUGCUGGGGUACUGCCUUUUGCCGCUGUGCCUGCUUAGUGCAGUGAACGUGUUCCUCCGUCUCAACGGCGUGUUUGGCUACAUCGUGUCUCCCCUGUUUAUCCUGUGGUGCAGCACUUCCGCGUCGGGGAUCUUUGUCUCGAUCCUCGGCAUGCACAACCAGCGCUUCCUUGUGGCUUACCCGGUCGCACUGUUCUACGCGUGCUUCGCCAUGCUGAGCGUAUUCGAUGUCGGUGCAGGCAAGAAGUAG
Malassezia japonica is the source of this 597-nucleotide messenger RNA. RefSeq lists its product as uncharacterized. The record is from RefSeq and is a predicted model, not a curated record. NCBI's taxonomy places the organism in Eukaryota, Fungi, Basidiomycota, Malasseziomycetes, Malasseziales, Malasseziaceae. Bases 1 to 597 code for a protein of 198 amino acids. Gene Ontology annotation, cellular component: trans-Golgi network; membrane. Gene Ontology annotation, biological process: endoplasmic reticulum to Golgi vesicle-mediated transport; vesicle fusion with Golgi apparatus. The transcript has 4 exons.